AUGCCUCCCAGGAGAUCUCACAAAAAGUCGAGAGCCGGCUGCAAACGGUGCAAGUCGCGCAAGAUCAAGUGCGACGAAGUACAUCCAAGAUGCGGCAAUUGCGUGAAGCACGGCGUGCCAUGCGACUUCGAGAACCCCGAUAUGUUUGACGAACUCCUCACCGCCUUGACCCCCUCCAACACCGCCGCAUCACAAUCCCCCAUCGACAGAGCCUCUUCAACCGCGCCCUCCCCUUCCGCAGGAGCAUCGCACCGCGCAAAGACGCCCUCCAUAUCAGGAGGCUCGCCUCCCACAGCAUCAUGUACGCCGCUCUACACGACCCCCGCCAAUGCAGCCAUGUCCUCUACCACGGCACCCAAUAACCGCCUCCUGGAACUGCGAUUGAUGCACCAAUUCACCUCCAUGACCUCCCGAACCCUUGUGGUCAACACCCCCGCCACCCACGACAUCUGGCAAAACACCGUGCCAAGGCUUGCCUUUGGCGGUGCGAGCUACCUUGCCGAUGCCAUGCUGGCCGUUGCUGCCCUGCAUCUGCGCUCCUUCAACCCGGACGACAAGGCUCUUGUGAGAGCGUCGCACUCAUACAUGGCCUCGGCGCUGGCCGCCUAUUGUUCAUGUUUGCAGAACGGCAUCACUGAGGCCAAUGCCGAGUCGCUUUUCCUCACCGCGGCUCUGAUUGCCUUCUCGUCGACCGCCACGCGAAUCUUCAUCCGGGACGAAGCCGACCCGAACGACCCUGCCAGCGCCUACUCCUUACCCCUCUCAUGGUUCCACGCAUUCCAGGGUGUCAAGACCGUGGUAGCGACUUCAUGGCCCUGGAUCCGCAACAGCGGCAUUGUCAUUCCCAUCAUCGACUCUCAGCCCGUCCUCCAGCUCGACCUGGACGCGACCUCGCCAACCUCGUUCUUUGGCAAAUUGCUGGACAAUCUGGAGGACGAGCUGCAAGGUGAAGACGCGAUAAUGGCCAUGUCCACAAGACAGUCCUACCAGCACGCCGUGGCCGUCCUCAACUGGGCUCACAAACUGCCGCACCGCGGUGCUGCCCUCGCAUUCCCCGCCACGGUAUCGAAACGCUUCAUCGAACUCCUUGAAGAACGGCGUCCGCGCGCUCUGACUAUUCUGGCAUGUUUCUUCGCGCUCCUCAAGGGUUACGAGUCGGCAGUUUGGUGGCUUGAGGGCGUCUCUCGCAGGGAAGUCAUGGGCAUCGUCUCACAGUUCGAGGCCACGAGCCCGUGGUGGGCACACCUCGAGUGGCCUGUACGAAUUGCCCUCUACAAGCACUCCAUUAUCCCACCGGAAGUCUGGGGCUCAGACUGGGUGACCGAAGAAAGCAAGGCCGAGAAGGGACACAACAUGACGGCCGAGUCAUUCGUCAACCACAUUGAAAUCCUGACGGGCGUGUUUGCAAAGGCGCAACCGCAGAUGCCGGUGCCCGUCUCCACGCAUGCAGUGUAA
Messenger RNA from Colletotrichum chrysophilum, 1455 nucleotides. RefSeq lists its product as uncharacterized. The record is from RefSeq and is a predicted model, not a curated record. Bases 1 to 1455 code for a protein of 484 amino acids. Lineage: Eukaryota; Fungi; Ascomycota; Sordariomycetes; Glomerellales; Glomerellaceae. Gene Ontology annotation, biological process: regulation of transcription by RNA polymerase II. The transcript is spliced from 2 exons. Gene Ontology annotation, molecular function: DNA-binding transcription factor activity, RNA polymerase II-specific; zinc ion binding.